Messenger RNA from Nothoprocta perdicaria, 957 nucleotides. It is a transcript of the gene WDR83, whose product is annotated as WD repeat domain 83. Gene Ontology annotation, biological process: mRNA splicing, via spliceosome. NCBI's taxonomy places the organism in Eukaryota, Metazoa, Chordata, Aves, Tinamiformes, Tinamidae. The transcript is spliced from 9 exons. Gene Ontology annotation, molecular function: protein binding. Gene Ontology annotation, cellular component: catalytic step 2 spliceosome. The coding region runs from base 1 to 957 and encodes 318 amino acids. The record is from RefSeq and is a predicted model, not a curated record.
AUGGCGUUCCCCCAGCCGCGGCUCGCGCCGGCGGAGCUGCCCCGGCACCGGGCGCGGAGCAUCGAGUGCGGCCAGGGCGCCGUGCGGGCCGCGCGCUUCAACGCCGACGGCAACUACUGCGUGACGGGCGGCAGCGACAAGACGCUCAAGCUGUGGAACCCCUACAAGGGCACCCUGCUGCGCUCCUACCUGGGCCACGGCUACGAGGUGCUCGACGCCGCGGGCUCCUUCGACAACAGCCAGCUGUGCUCGGGCAGCGCCGACAAGACGGUGGCGCUCUGGGACGUGGCCACGGGGCAGGCGGUGCGCAAGUUCCGGGGACACGCGGGGAAGGUCAACUCCGUGCAGUUCAACGAGGAGGCCACUGUCAUCGUGUCCGGCUCCAUCGACUCCAGCGUGCGCUGCUGGGACUGCCGCUCGCGCCGCCCGGAGCCCGUCCAGGUGCUGGACGAGGCCAAGGACGGAGUGUCCAGCGUGAAGGUCUCGGACCACGAGAUCCUGGCAGGCUCCGUGGACGGCCGCGUCCGGCGCUACGACCUGCGGGCGGGCGAGCUCUACUCGGACUACGUGGGCAGCCCCGUCACCUGCGUGUGCUUCACCAAGGACGGGCAGUGCGUGCUCGUCGCCAGCCUCGCGUCCCCGCUGCGCCUGCUGGACAAGGACACGGGCGAGAUGCUGGGCGAGUACCGCGGCCACCGCAGCAGCGCCUGCCGCCUGGACUGCGUCCUCAGCGAGCGCGACGCCCACGUGGGCUGCGCCUCCGAAGACGGCGCCGUCUACCUGUGGGACCUGGUGGAGGGCUCGCUGGCGCUGCGCCUGCCCGUGGGCCAGGGCGCCGUGCAGGCGCUCGCCUUCCACCCCAGGCAGCCCGUCCUGCUGGCGGCCACCGGCGGCACGCUGCAGCUCUGGGACACCGGGGACGCGGCGGGGGACACGACGGGGGACGCGGCCCCGUGA